UACAGAUCUUGUUUUAUGAGCUUAUUAUGUGGAUGUAAUGCUGUAUGGGCAAAUAAUGAGGAUUACUUCUCAAGAAUUUUCUUUUGGUUUCUCCCAGACACUGAAGGGUUCGUGAUACCAAACUUAGUUGGAGACUCGAGUAAGCCUGAUGUUCUAGAAGUGAAUGACUUGGAACCUUCUCCCAAGGUUGGACAGGCCAAGAAGGAAGAGGAAAAGAUCUACUUGGGACCGCACGGUGCUCCACCUUCACAAGCAAAGCAGCAAGAGCUGAACACAACUGGGCGGAAGCAGCGAUUUAAGCAGAAGUUAAAGGAAGCAGACAGAAGACACACAGGAUCAGGGCGGGAGAAUAAGGUGGAUAGCCUGCAAGAACUUGUUGGUGGCGGAAAAGUAAAUGUUAGCACGUCAAAGAGUUCCUCAACGGAAUGGCUUGACCCACAUUGUCAUGAGUCUCAGUUUGAGAGGUCUUACUAGGUCUGCUUCGGGUCUCUUAUACUAGAUUGAGAUUAAAGUAAAUUUUCUGGGUUCAGUACUAUUAAUAAGAACUUGUGCGUGUGUCGAAGACUCGAAGAUUCAUAUAGAGAUUAUGUAUACAAGUAAUGUUAAAAUUGCCCAUUUAUUCAUAAAACUAGUUAUUGUUCGUAA
This is a messenger RNA of Macadamia integrifolia, 645 nucleotides long. RefSeq lists its product as uncharacterized. Lineage: Eukaryota; Viridiplantae; Streptophyta; Magnoliopsida; Proteales; Proteaceae. The transcript has 2 exons. Bases 16 to 474 code for a protein of 152 amino acids. The record is from RefSeq and is a predicted model, not a curated record.